Messenger RNA from Adineta steineri, 783 nucleotides. The record is from the annotation of a GenBank genome assembly. Lineage: Eukaryota; Metazoa; Rotifera; Eurotatoria; Adinetida; Adinetidae.
AUGUCAGGCCUUUCAUCGUAUGAUCUUGUUUGUUUGGGUGUUGGUAAAGGUGCUACUUCUGUUUAUUCAAAUCAAACUAGUAGUUCAUUUGCACUUCUACGUCGUGCAACAGAUGAAUGUAUACUUCUCAUUGAUAUUGGUCUUGGUUCAAUUUUUGCUCUUCAAAAAUAUGUCAAAGACUUUAAUAUCAAACCUCGACAAAUAUUUGUUUCACAUAAUCAUACAGAUCAUAGCGGAGAAUUACCUGUAUAUAUUGCUAAUGAAGCUUUAAAAUCUAUUGUACGAGUUUAUUGUUAUGCUGGCAUUCAAUCUCGUCUACGACAAUAUCGUUGUGCUGAACUCGAUUCAUCAACAACCGAUCUUUUUCGAAAUGUACAAUGGAUUACAUGUGAUGAAUCAAAAGAUGUUGAACUUGAUUCAGGUGAUCCAAAUUCAAUAUUAAAAAUACGUGUUCAACGAAGUCAACAUAGUGAAUUAUGUGCAGGUUUUGUUCUUUAUGAAAAUAAUCAAGCAAUUCUUAGUUUUUCGGGAGAUUCAGGUUUUAAUACACCAUUUUAUACAUUUCUUUGGAAUGCUCCAACAAUUUUAGUUGAUGGUCGUGAAACAAGUACCUACGAACACGCUAGUUUCGAUGAAAUAUUAAAUUUUUAUAAAACAUCAAGUAUUUCACGACAAGUUUUUGUUUAUCAUUAUGGUCUUGAAAAUGAUAAACCAAAAUUUCCUAUUGAUAAUGUAUCAGCUGUAUCACCUGGUCAAACUAUACAAUUAAUGUUGUCUUUAUAG